Ogataea angusta is the source of this 1092-nucleotide messenger RNA. RefSeq lists its product as uncharacterized. Gene Ontology annotation, molecular function: oxidoreductase activity. NCBI's taxonomy places the organism in Eukaryota, Fungi, Ascomycota, Pichiomycetes, Pichiales, Pichiaceae. The coding region runs from base 1 to 1092 and encodes 363 amino acids. The record is from RefSeq and is a predicted model, not a curated record. The transcript has a single exon.
AUGACUGAAGCUCCAAUUGUCAACAAUACUUUGACCAUCGACGCGGUCACGUACUACAAUCAUUCUACGCCUUUACAGAUCGCUAAGAGAGAGAUCAAGGGCCGCUCCGAGUCCUCUUUCCUGGCUCCUACUGAAAUCUUGGUCAAGACAAAAUAUGCCGCUUUGAAUCCUGUCGAUGUGUGUUUAUGGCAAUUGUGUCCAAAAUGGCUGAAAAGGGGACAGCCUAAAGGCUUUGGCGGAGACUUUUCGGGUGUGGUCCUGCAAACAGGCUCCGAAGUCAAAUCUUUCAAGGCCGGAGAUAAGAUUUAUGGAGACAUUAUAAGUCCUUACUCUCCGUACGGCUCAUUUGCGAACUACCAGGUCAUUGACGUGGCCAAAGUAACAAAAGUUGCCAAGGUUCCUGAAGGACUGCCUCUAGAGAAGGCUGCCGGUAUUGUGAUUCCAUUUGCCACCGCUUACGAGUUGAUCACCAGACAUAAGAACCUGAAGGGUGCAAACGUCCUUGUUCUUGGCGGAGGAACCUCUGUCGGUAUGAUGGGACUUCAAAUAGUGAGACAUCUGGGUGCUGAGUAUAUUCUCACCACCUGCUCUUCCAAGUCGAAUGCAAUUGCUCACGAUUUUGGUGCCCACGAAACCGUGGACUACCAUGACAAGGAAGCUGAAUAUAAGCAGAUUGUUGAGGCCGCCAAGAAACACGGAAAGUUCGAUCUUAUAUUUGAUAGCUGCAGAGACGAGGUUCUGGUUGGACGCUUGAAGGACGUCCUCAAGACUAAGAAAGAAGGUGGAAAGUACGUCCAAGUUCUUGGAAGCAACACUAUGACCUACGGAACAGUCAGAUACAGAGACAUGAUCCCAACCAGAGGAAACCUGAGGGAGCAGAUUUUGACAAAGCUUGGGCUCUCCAAUUACGACUUUUCUAUUGGAAACCUUACCGAUGGUGCCGGCUACGCUAAGGCUGUGAGCGACAUGUGGGAGAAGAAACAAUUCAAUGUCAUUGUUGAUACCAUUUAUAAGUUUGAGGAGUUCCACAAGGCCGUCGACAAGUUCCAAAGUGGUAACGUCAAGGGUAAGCUUUUGGUUGAGUUUGAUUGA